AAAGUGUAGUGGAGUUUUUUUGGACGAAGCAAACAAAAGAGAGAGAGAGAGAGAGAGUUGAGUUGCGAAAGAAGAAGAGGAAGAAGAUGAGCAGCGAGACAAGACCAGUGCCUCGUCGAGAGAGUCCAUGGGGAAUUACAGGAGAGAAUCAUCCUGAACCCAAAGCUCAUCGUUGCAAUGACCGUGUUGAAGAUGUUAUUCAGGCUUGCUUUGAGGGAAACCCAUUCAAGACUGUUCCAGGACCUUUCAAGCUCUUCUGGCAGUGCAUGCGUUCUAAACCUGGCGAGGAGCCAACUGAGCCAUUUACCUAUUUGGAUUUGGAUCCUCCGAAGAGAGAGUCACAACCCAUGAAUCACGAGUAGUGCCACUUUCUCAAAUGCCUCCGGAACAACUUUUUGUGGUUUCGUCUUGAGUAUUGCAUGGUCUUUUUGUGGUUUUAACUUUUUCAUCCAUGUUGUGGAUCGUUUAUGUGAAGAUUAUAUGUAAUUAAAUUGUCUUUCAUGCUUACUCCGCUUUGCAAAAUAGACAUCCUUUGCCUUUGUUCUGCACUAUGAUGUACUUGCCCAAUAAAACAGGGCCAGGUUUGGUUUUUAAUAAUAUACAUGAUAGUCUAUUGAUUACUUGUAUGAUUGUAGAAAUCCCACUAGUUAGUGUUUGGGUUUCAUUAUUA
Medicago truncatula (barrel medic) is the source of this 670-nucleotide messenger RNA. RefSeq lists its product as uncharacterized. NCBI's taxonomy places the organism in Eukaryota, Viridiplantae, Streptophyta, Magnoliopsida, Fabales, Fabaceae. The transcript has 3 exons. The record is from RefSeq and is a predicted model, not a curated record. The coding region runs from base 87 to 362 and encodes 91 amino acids.